AUGAACAAUGAUCAAGUUCCAGAAUUAUUAUGUCAAGAGAAAUCUUUACAUCCGAUUACGUCUACACUUACAUCUGAAUUAGUUACACCUGAACUAGAAACUUUGCCUUUAUUAUCAGACCAAGAAAAAUCCUCACAUCUAGAAAAUCAAGUUCCAGAAUUAUUAUAUCAAGAGAUAUCUUUACAUCCGAUUACUUUUGAUUGUCUUUGA
This is a messenger RNA of Diversispora eburnea, 210 nucleotides long. Lineage: Eukaryota; Fungi; Glomeromycota; Glomeromycetes; Diversisporales; Diversisporaceae. The record is from the annotation of a GenBank genome assembly.